Messenger RNA from Myxocyprinus asiaticus (Chinese sucker), 2676 nucleotides. Its product is annotated as alpha-soluble NSF attachment protein-like. Gene Ontology annotation, molecular function: syntaxin binding; soluble NSF attachment protein activity. The transcript has 11 exons. Lineage: Eukaryota; Metazoa; Chordata; Actinopteri; Cypriniformes; Catostomidae. The record is from RefSeq and is a predicted model, not a curated record. Gene Ontology annotation, biological process: regulation of synaptic vesicle priming; SNARE complex disassembly; synaptic transmission, glutamatergic. Bases 116 to 1003 code for a protein of 295 amino acids. Gene Ontology annotation, cellular component: vacuolar membrane; terminal bouton; synaptobrevin 2-SNAP-25-syntaxin-1a complex.
CUUCCGAUUUCCGCGUCAUGCGUCAAUAAAACAAAUAACUUGAUUACAGGCGAUGUGAAUUGGACACUGCUUGGAUAUUUUUCUACAGAAACCAGCGCAAAUCUGACCUGACAUAAUGGAUAAUUCUGGGAAAGAAAAGGAAGCUUUGGCCAUUAUGGCUGAGGCAGACAAGAAGAUGAAAACGUCACAUUCGUUGUUUGGAUCGUUUUUUGGGAGUUCCUCCAAGGUUGAGGAGGCGUGUGACAUGUAUGUGAGAGCUGCCAACAUGUUCAAGAUGGCAAAGAACUGGAGUGCUGCAGGAGGUGCCUUCUGCAAAGCUGCACAACUGCAUUUGCAAGUGCAAAGCAAACACAAUGCAGCCUUGAACUUCAUUGAUGCUGGCAAUGCUUUCAAGAAGGCUGAUCCUCAAGAGGCAAUAAGCUGUUUCUGUCAGGCCAUUGACAUCUACACAGAUAUGGGGCGUUUCAACAUUGCAGCAAAAAACCACAUAUCUAUAGCUGAAAUCUAUGAGUCUGAGUUAUUGGACAUAGACAAAGCUGUUGCUCAUUAUGAACAGGCAGCAGAUUACUACAAAGGGGAGGAGUCCACCAGUGCAGCCAACAAGUGUCUUCUCAAAGUGGCAACCUAUGCAGGUCAGAUAGAACAGUACCAGAAAGCCAUUGAAAUAUUCGAGCAGAUUGGAUCUUACUCCAUGGAUACUACCUUGUUGAAGUAUGGUGCUAAGGACCAUUUCUUCAAAGCAGCACUGUGUCACUUCUGUGUGGAUAUGCUCAACUGCAAGCUGGCUGUACAGAAGUAUGAAGAAAUGUUUCCUGCCUUCUCAGACGCCAGAGAGUGCAAACUUCUUAAGAAACUUCUUGAUGCAUAUGAAGAACAGAAUGUUGAUGCAUACACUGAAGCGAUUAAGGAAUUUGACUCAAUCACAAGGCUUGAUCAAUGGCAGACCACUAUGCUACUGAGAAUCAAGAAGACUAUUCAGGAUGACGAGAAUGACCUUCGCUAAUGUGAAGUCAUGAUUCCAAGCAGACUGCAUCUUUUCAUCUCAUGUCCUUCCUCUCACUUAACAAUGAUUCCUUUAAAUUACCAUAUUUAUUAUUUAUAGACUUUAUUCACAGUAGCGCCAUAUUUGAUUUUUGGUGGAAAUGAAAAAUAGGCUGUGAGUUAAGGAUAUACUUAUUGUCUCUUCAAUGGCAUGUGCUGAAUAAAGCUGUAUGAGGCUCGUAGAUUACAUCAAAUUCUCGCAAUUUGUGCUUUUUGAGGUUUGUUGUCUUCUGAAUUUUUUUGGAAAGAUGCUUUUUUUCAAUGUUUGUCGGCAGAACAGUUUAAACAACAAAAAUUUACAGUAAGUAUAUCCCUCACAGUCUCAUUUUCAUCCCUACCAAAACUCAAACAUGGCACUACCGUGAAUAAGGUCCAUGUCUAGAUGUUAAAGAUGUUUUGUGCACUUUGUCUUUUUUAUUUAUUGGCUAUUUUUCUCUGAAAUCCUACUGUCUUUGAAGCAAUUUAUCUUUAUUUUCCCCAAAGUACACUGUGAAGUCUUUUAGAACGACACUGUUUUGGCUUUGUUUUACGUUGACCGCAACUUCCCUUUGUUGUAAAUGAUCUCAGAUAACACCAUAAAUUUGAUGUGCGUUAUGUGUUAUCCUUUUGUAUUCAGGCUUGUGCAGCGGCAUCAGGAAUUUAUUAUUAUUGUUCUAUUAAUGUUAUAAAUCAAGUUUGAUCUUUUCAUGAUUAUUUGGUACUAAUCUGGUCAUAACAAGGCUCUGUAUUUGUAAACAUUUAAUAUUAAUGAUGAUAAUUCUAGAUUUAUACUUGGAGUUACUAAAUUCUAUAACAUCUAUUAGCUAAGAACUGAAACAGUGCUAAUUGCUGUUUUAUUGUUAUCCUCUAUGGAGGAAAUUUCCAAGAGUUCUCUUUCUUCGGUUAGAUGAUCUGUAAUGAAAACUAACAACUGAUUCUAAUUUCAACAUCAAUGGUUAUUCCAGUUUUGUACCGCCACAGAGUGAAUGCAUGAAGGAAAAGUAUCCUGUCCACUCUUUGUGAUAAAGAUUCAAUUAGAAGAUUGAAUAGAUUUUUUUUAGUUAGUGUCAUGGUGAUUUGAAUUUAUUGAUGUAUAAUUAUAAUACUCAAAUACAAAACAGCAUCAUUAUCGAAAGACAUUGUUUGGAUAAAUCUGCAUCUACUAGGCAGGCCUACUAGAAUUAUUAGGCUUUUGAAAUGGAUAACUUCUGUUAAUUUUUGCAAUUAAAUGCUUGAUGUAUUUCAGCUUUAUCUGCAAAAUAUUUUCUGAUGCAUAGGACUGAAUAGUAAUUUGUAAAAACAGGAACUUGAGCAUGGAAAGAAUAGCACAACAGAAUAAGCUUAAUUUAAGGUGUUGCUGAAGUUAAUCCAAAUUCAGUAACUAUGACAUUGUGGGGCAUGUAUUUAUUCACCAAAGCUGUUAUGUUAAACUAAUUUAAGUAACUAAUAAAUUAUUUGACUCCCUUACCUUUUUAAAUGACUUCUCAUUUUCAUAUUAAUGUGAUUAUGAUGCUACUAAAGGGUAUUAAUACUUUCUCUUUACUGGAGGAUUUUGUCUAAAGCCUUGACAUUCAGAGAUCUCUUUGAUGUACUGUACUGUUACAGGUCUAUGUGAAUACACAAUAAGGGUACAUACAAACACACUGUUUAAACAGA